UGGCCAAAGAAUGGAUGAAUUGUCUGAACUGGAAGCAUGUCGUAUUUGUGUAAAAUGUUAUCGUAUGGCCGAAAUGGAUUUCAUCUCCCUAUUCCAUGAUAAUGAGGAGUUUCAAACGGAGCUGGACUUUAUAAGGGGUGAAAUAUGUCAAUGGAAGUUGAAGAUAGAACCUGAAGAUGGUUUGCCACAGCGUAUCUGUGCCGAUUGUUUUGCGAAAUUUUGCAGCAUUGAUGCUUUUCGCAAGGAGUGUGAAAUGGCCCAGCAGAAGUUAUUGCAAUCGAUACUCAAUGCUGAUAAGGCGGAAGAGAAUCGACAACAACAACAAUCUUUGUUAGGAUCCUCAUCAUCCGCGAUAAUGGGAGGAAAUGAUGUGGCGUUAAAUGAUUAUCAGGUGUUUGAACCGCAAUUUGAUAAUUUCGUAAAUUCCCCCACCCCAUCAACACCACCACCACCACCUCUGAUGAUGGACAGUUCGGCCACUUUGUUGGCCAGCAAUUUGAUAACACGGGAACCCGACAAUGAUAUGGACUUCCUAACAUCCGCAUCACCAACAUCACAGAAUCUCUUUAGUUUUGAAACAGCCGAGCCACCCACAACGGGAACACUGCCAUUAGAGACUGAGACUGAAACUGCUACUCCUAUUUUGGAUGAACUUAUGGAGGGUAAUGGUGUGGGUGUAGGCGGUGCAGGAGGCAAACAUGAUCUCGAAGAUAUAUUACGCAGCAGUAUCAUACCGACAACCACCUCUCAACAACAAAAAUGUGCUAAAUUACUAAUGAUGAUCACCAGCAGCAGCAGUGAAGAUGUUGCCAACACCUCGGACAAUGAAUGCGACGAUGCCAAUGUCAAUAAACGCCUCAAAGGCUUGCCAUAUACCUGUCAUUAUUGCUACUGUCCCGACAUUGGACCCAUCGAUCAUUUAAGCUUCCCCAACGAAGAUGCCCUAUCGCAACAUUUCUUUGACAUCCACGAUCCAAAUCGCCCCUACACCUGUCCCCAUUGCAGUAAUUCGUAUAAAACCCAAAAGUUACGCGACAAUCAUAUCCGAUUGAAUCACGAACUGAAUAAAUCGAAAUGUAAUUUUUGCCAUAAAAAUUUACGCGGCGCAGCGGAUAUUCAUCAAUUCCAUUGCCAGCAUGUUGGAGAUUGGGAAUGUGAUCAGUGUAAGGAGAAAUUUUUAAAUGUACCGUUGCAUCGUUUUCGUUUACACCAAAGACAACAUGAUCGCGGAAGGCAUUUGAAAUGUUCGGUAUGUCAUAGGACAUUUAUGCGCAAGGCGAAUUUGGAGGCGCAUGAGAAAAUGCAUCGGAAUCAGGUGAAGACCCAGUGGCAUUGCAGUCCGUGUAAGACAAAUUUCUUAACCAAUUACGACCUGAGGCGCCACAAUUAUCAGCAUCACGAUGAUGAGACCCCGGUCAAAUGCAAGGAAUGUAAUCAGGGCUUCUCCAGCAUUGCCUUUAUGCAACGGCAUAUUGCACAGAUUCACAACAACAACAAUAACAACAAACCGAAAGUCAGCAACACAACAACGGCGACAACAACUCCACAACCCCCAACAGCAGGUGGAAAUAUUCACAUCUGCCACAAAUGUAAUGCCUCAUUUGCCACACUCGAUUCCCUACAAUGGCACAUGGAGUUAAGUAAUAAAAAUAAUGGACAAUGUCUAUCGCCGGAUAUUUUACUCGAUAGUAAGGAACGACGUCGUAUACAACGUCAGGGAGUAUUCCCCUGUUUUGUGUGUCCCAAACGUUUUCAUUUACGCUCACAACUUGAUAAACACUUGAAUACACACGACACCCGGUUGAGACCAUUCCAAUGUGAUCAAUGCUAUAUGCGCUGCCGCACCGCUGUGGAGUUAAAACAGCAUGUCGAUGUGGCCCAUCUGAAUAUCAAAGCCUUUUCCUGUGACAAAUGUGGCAAAUGUUUUGGCUAUAAAAAGGAUCUACGGGAUCAUAUGCUGUUCCAUGCGGAGGUCAAUGUCCAUUGCACUGAAGAGGGUUGUGAUUAUGUUUGUAAAAAUGAAAAGGCCCUUAACGAUCACAUACGCCACAAGCAUCGCCUGUUGUCGUGUGAAUAUUGUCGUGAGGAAUUUACUCGGCAAAAAUUAACGGUGCUUGGUGGUGAUGGUCAUGGCUUUCAAUCAACAUCACCGUCAUCAUCAAAAAUCACAAGAAUUUCAGCGGCCAAUAUAACAACAACCCCAUCACCAUUAUCAUCACCCACAACUAAUCGUCAUGUUUUCCUAACCGAUCACAAUUCGAAUAAUUUAACUUUGAAUAAUUUUAUUGCCAAUACAUCGUCGAAUGACUUGAAUCUCAGUGUCAAUGCCGAUGCCUCGAAUAGCAUGUAUGUGGUAACAACGGCCACCGACACGCCCGUGACAGCCUCCUCCAUUAACGAAAGCGAUACAAAUUUGGAUCAAUAUUUUAUGGCCUCACUAAUGGAUACGGAACAGGAGAUAACUGUUACCUAA
Messenger RNA from Musca vetustissima, 2473 nucleotides. RefSeq names its product zinc finger protein 567-like. Gene Ontology annotation, cellular component: chromosome; nucleus. The record is from RefSeq and is a predicted model, not a curated record. The transcript is spliced from 7 exons. Gene Ontology annotation, biological process: regulation of transcription by RNA polymerase II. Lineage: Eukaryota; Metazoa; Arthropoda; Insecta; Diptera; Muscidae. Bases 11 to 2473 code for a protein of 820 amino acids. Gene Ontology annotation, molecular function: chromatin insulator sequence binding; zinc ion binding.